UCUGCAGUAUCAGUCCUUUCAGUUUCAGUUCAGACCCAUUUGUUUGCUCCUCUCUGCUCCCAGAGCGGCACACCUCUGCACGGCAGUGGCCAUGGCCAGCCAGUCAGUCUUUGUCGUUGCUAUAGAUUUUGGCACAUCCUACAGCGGGUACUGUUUUUCUCUUGCUUCAGGUACAGACCAAAUCCGCCAGGUUUACUGGGGAGCAGAGCAUGGGUUAAAGACCCCAAAGAUGCCUACGAGCAUCUUGUUCAACCAGAAGCAGGAGUUCAAAUAUUUUGGUUAUGAUGCUGUGAUGAAGUACAAGAGUCUGCCCUCCAGCCAAGCUGACAGUUGGUACUUCUUCCAGAACUUCAAGAUGCAGCUGUACAACACGAAUGUCACACUUGGCAUGAAGCUGAAAGCCACCAAUGGAAAGUUCCUUCCUGCCUUGACAGUCUUUUCUGAAAGCCUGCGCUACAUGAAGGAUCAUGCUUUGAACACCAUUAAGGAGGCCUCUUUCCAAACCGUCUACAGUGAGGAGGAGAUCACCUGGGUCAUUACUGUCCCAGCCAUAUGGAACGCUGCUGCCAAGCAGUUCAUGCGUCUGGCAGCAAAAGAGGCAGGAAUUAUCUCUGACAUGCUCUCUAGGAACCUGAUCAUUGCCUUGGAGCCAGAAGCUGCAUCAUUGUGGUGCAAGCAGCUUCCACAUGAAGGGUUUAUGGCAGACAGCAGUGACAAGAAGAAGUUUGAAGACUCCCCUGGGAUCCAGUAUAUUGUCGUUGACUGUGGAGGUGGCACUGUAGACAUCACAGUACACGAGAUCCAACAAAACCAUUACCUAAAGGAGCUACAUAAGGCAACUGGAGGUGGAUGGGGAGGCAACAGAGUGGAUGAAAACUUUAUCAAUUUCCUCAAGGAAAUAUUCAGUGAUGGCAUAUGGGAUGAAUAUGCAAAGAGGCACCCUACUGAAUUACAAAAUAUGAUGUACAACUUCAGCCUACAGAAAUGCUCUGCUAGCAGGGAGGCAGUCUACAUACAUUGCUACUACAACCUGACCAGAGUGGCAGGGUCCAAGAAGGACAUCUCCCAGUUCUUUGAAAACGUAGCAGGAACUGUGUGGUGUGAUGGGACAAUCAUGAUUACAUAUGAGAAAAUGAAGAGCUUCUUUGACUACAGUAUCAACAAUAUCAUUUGUGCUUUGAGGGAAAUUCUUUGCAAACCCGAGAUGGACAAAGUCCAGUACAUUUUACUUGUGGGAGGCUUUGCAUCCAGCAUCAUCCUGAGAGAUGCAGUCAGGCAGGCCUUUAGCAACAAGUAUCAUAUCCUUUGUCCCAUGGAGGCCCAGGCAGCCAUUGUAAAAGGGGCUGUUUUAUUUGGAGUUAAUCCACACAUCAUUACCUCAAGAAUCAGCUGUAGGACAUAUGGCUUGUGUGUAUGUGAGAAAUUUGAUAGUGCUAUCCAUGAUGCCCGUAAACGGAGGGUCUCAAAAACUGGUGACUUUAUUUAUUGCACAGAUCUCUUUGAGAAACUGGUGGAAAUUGGGGAGUCAGUGAACAUACAUGAAGCUGCCCACUAUGAUUUCUUUCCAAUAGAACCAGAUCAAACAAAGGUAAUCUUUGCUUUCUAUUGUACAACAAAACAGAAUGCUCAGUAUGUGGAUGAGGAAGGGAUGGAACAGCUUGGUUCCUGUGUAGUGCCGUCACCAGACACAUCGCUGGGGAAAAAUCGCAGGCUGAAGGUAGAGAUUAGAUUUGGGCUCACUGAAUUUAAAGCCACGUGUACUGAUGUUACUUCCCAAGAAAGUCGAACAGUUAUAAUGGAUUUCUUAUCUUAUAAUUACUCAUCAUAUUGAACACAUCUUAGAUGUCUUUUCCAACCAUUAUAGUUCUAAUAGUUCUAUGACUUCUGCAGUAGAGGAGACAAUUGGACCAAUAAGUCCAUCAUUCAAAUUUCUGUUUACACAGGAAAACUACUUGUCUGAUUCUCUGGUUCCUUCCAUUCUUCACCAACCACCCUUUCAGUCCAACACCUCAUUUUCUCUUGUAUCUGACAGCAGGUUUUUCUCCCGCUUUAUCUCAUGCCCUUUUAGCUUGCAUCUUUGAACACAGUAGUCCAUACCACCAAUACAAUCAUCUGUGAUCUACCUGUCACAGCUGGAAAGCCCCUGGACUGGUCUCUAACUUACACAUAAAGCAGCCCAUAGCUGUU
Messenger RNA from Lonchura striata (white-rumped munia), 2187 nucleotides. Its product is annotated as heat shock 70 kDa protein 12A. Gene Ontology annotation, molecular function: ATP-dependent protein folding chaperone; ATP binding. The record is from RefSeq and is a predicted model, not a curated record. NCBI's taxonomy places the organism in Eukaryota, Metazoa, Chordata, Aves, Passeriformes, Estrildidae.